GGCAUUUUCGAAACUAAACAAAUUACAUGGAUUUCAGUUAAUGAUAAUUCUUAGCGGUUUGAGUUUGAAUGUAUUGUUUGGUUUCUAUUUCUCAAUUUUUGGAGGAUUUACGAAGAAUUCGAAUAAAACGAGCAUCAACUUUCAACGUAUUUCCAACAUAACGAAUGAAAUAUUGUGGAGUUUGUAUUAUUUGGUCAGAUUUGUGUUUAUAUGUGUUGUUGCUGCAAUAGUAACAGAAAAGGCAAACACACCAAAAAGGAUCAUUUGCGAUAUCUUGGACAAAACAACAACAGAUACAGUAAAACAAAAGCUAUGGAUUUAUUUGUCUUAUACGGUAAUUAAUAAAUUACAAUUCACUGCUUGUGGCUUUUUUAAAAUUAACAAAGCUCUGAUAACUUCGGCAGUUUCUAUGGGUACUACAUACUUAGUCAUUUUAGCUCAAUUCCAAAAAAAAUAA
Molecule: messenger RNA, 457 nt
Organism: Psylliodes chrysocephalus
Lineage: Eukaryota; Metazoa; Arthropoda; Insecta; Coleoptera; Chrysomelidae
Source: the annotation of a GenBank genome assembly